AUGGCAGCACCUGCCCAAACUGCUGUCCUCUUUAAGGAACUACGGUUAACUCUUCACUCAAUUCUUGAGGAGCUGAUCAGAAAGCCACAUGCGGCAAUUGUAGUUGAUAAUGAAGUCCUAAAGUCUAUACUACAUUUAUUGAUAGAAGAAGACAACCCCACCAA
Messenger RNA from Ilex paraguariensis (yerba mate), 164 nucleotides. NCBI's taxonomy places the organism in Eukaryota, Viridiplantae, Streptophyta, Magnoliopsida, Aquifoliales, Aquifoliaceae. The record is from the annotation of a GenBank genome assembly.